AUGAUUGAAUGUCUCGACGAUUGGACAGAUGCCCUAAUCCAUAAAUUGAAAGAAUUGAAAUUUCAUCCUAUUCUUAUUAAUUGGAUCACCGAUUUUCUCAGGGAAGCUUAUAGUGGCGUGCCCCAAGGCGGUGUUCUGUCACCAGUGCUGUUUAACAUUUUCACUGCGGAGAUUCCUAGUCUGUUUCGGGGACUUGGUGUCUCGGUAAAGAUGUACGCAGAUGAUGUUACAAUCUAUAAGAGGAUAUGUGGGCAGCCCGACUGUGAAGAACUUCAGAGCUAUUGA
Cooperia oncophora is the source of this 285-nucleotide messenger RNA. The record is from the annotation of a GenBank genome assembly. NCBI's taxonomy places the organism in Eukaryota, Metazoa, Nematoda, Chromadorea, Rhabditida, Trichostrongylidae.